Molecule: messenger RNA, 4407 nt
Organism: Penicilliopsis zonata CBS 506.65
Lineage: Eukaryota; Fungi; Ascomycota; Eurotiomycetes; Eurotiales; Aspergillaceae
Exons: 3
Biological process (GO): protein polyubiquitination
Molecular function (GO): ubiquitin protein ligase activity
Source: RefSeq, a predicted model, not a curated record
CUUGCUCUACUUUUGCUGUCUUGCCCUGUUUCCCUGUUUCCCUGUUUCCCUGUUUCUCUGUUUCUCUGUUUCUGUCACCAAAGCCUAGGUUGCUUCUUGUUGUCGGUUAUUCUGUCUGUCUUUGAAGCGUGUACUCGAACUACUUUACGGAAGACUUUAGAACACAAUCAACUGUUAUUUUUGUUGUUAAAAGUCCCUUUUUCCACCAUUACAGUGUCUACGAAUGCCACAUGCCGCCGUGGUCGUCCCGCUCGCCGUCCAUUCCUUCUCCCUCGAAUUCCAACCAGCCCACCUCCUCCAUCACCACCAUCCCCCCUGCUGCCCCUCUGGAACGCACGGCGCUGCGUUCUUCCCCUCGCGAUGUCCCGCCCGGCCGAGCUGCCCCGUCAAUGAGCCCUUCGCUCUUUGCAGCCUCUCCUCUGUCUCGUCGAGGUCAUUCGCGGUCCGUUAGCCAUCCCUCACCUGCGCCGUUCUCGGGACCAGGGCGUAGGGCUGCAGCGGCAGGAGAAGGAGGAACAGCAGCAGCAGCAGCAGCAGUAGGAGGAGGCAAUAAUCGGCUCGUUCUGAAGAAUCAUUUUCUUGAUUCAGAUGAUGAUGACGACGACGAGGUGACCUACAUCUCCGGGCCGCUCGCGAGUAGCCCGCGGAAGGGACAGGCCCGGGCGGGGGGCCAGCCGCCUGUUGUCGACGACUUCCUGACGGGCAAGUGCAUGACGUGCAGUUCCACGGUGCGGUGGCCUCGCAACCUCAAGGUCUUUCGCUGCACCAACUGCUUGACCGUCAAUGAUCUGGAGCCUGUCGUUGAUGCACCGCAGGAGAUCGGCUGCAGCAACACCCCUGGUCAUGCUCAUCCGGGACCAGGAGGCGGCGACCGUGUUCGAAGAAAAGCGGUCCCUGUGUCAAUCUCUCGCACUCAGGCCAUCAUCGACGAGUGCGUAUCUGUAUACCUCCAGCGGCUAUUAGACGGCCUAGGAUCGUCAGCCGCAGCCUCACCAUUCACCAUCAACGAAAAGAAGGCCGAGAGGCAUUACGGGGUGACGAGCGAUGGCCAUCUUUCCCCAUCCAACUCACACUUCUUCGAUCCUUCCUCGGCUUACCCGCGGCAGCAGCCGCCGCCGCCGCCACCGCCGCCACCGCCGCCACGAGCAGGGGACUUGCGCAGCCGGAGUCUGUCUGCGACCAGGCUACCAUCAGGAAGAUCGGAUGAUGGCCAUACGGAGACGGACCAGAACUAUUUGACACCACAACCGCCGCCACGACGUCGCUCGGAUGUCAAACCUGGGGAUGUAGAGGGCGCUCGCCGGAAGUUGGAUGUGGAGAAUACCCCCAACGAGGACCGAUCGCCUCGCGACGCUGCUCGAUUUGGGACGGAUUCGGAACCCAGAGAUUCGGACAGGCAUCCAUCUAAACGGUUGUUCCAAGCGCUAGAGGACUACCUGAUUGCCUCGUUCAAGGGUUGUGAGUGCCUCAAUGGCUCCUUUAGCACCGCGCGACCGUUACCCCGUGCGGCCAGCGACGGCUGCCCCCCUAAAAUGAAUCUGGAGCAUGAAUCCCAAGAAGAUUCAGCCCCCUCCCAUACAAUUCCCGUCUUUGAACCUGACGCCAAACUUCUUCUCUUGGGUGAUGUGGCGGAGAAUUCCACAUGGUGGAUGAAUGAGUGGGCGCAGUCGAGCGAUGCCCAUGCACAUCCCAGGGGGGAGAAAGCGAUGCCACGAGGGCAUCGUGCUGUUACCUCGCGGAGUCCUCGAAUCAAUUGGGCCGAACUCGCCCAUUGGUAUCAGCUCAUCAUCAAUGCCGGGGAUUCCUGGGUCGAGAAGUGGUCGGCAAUGCAACCAAGUCCAACGUUGAAUAACGAAAAAUGUGUCAGGUGGCGUUCCAUUGACACUACUAUGAUUGAUAGAGAGAUUCAAGAAGCACGGCUUCACGUCCAGAGGACACUGCUCAAAGCCACGGAGAACCUGCUCAAGAGGCCCCGGCAGCCUCUCAAGAAGCCAGAAGAGAUGCGCUUCCUCAUCAUUCUACUCAUGAAUCCCCUCCUCUACUCGUCCAGCCCGCAGCUCACACUACGACCCGUGCCACAGGGAGCAAGACGACCUUCCCAUCCCAAUAACACCACCACCACCAACAACAACAACGUCGUCCGUCCGACCCCCCGUGAAAAACCCUUUUCGCCCUCUCGCAAGGAGCUGCCCCCGACGCCCUCUGCCACCCGGGACGGCGGUCCCAAAAAUCACUCAGGCAUCAUCAAACGAAUUCUGGGUCAGCUGUCAAACAUGCCCAACGACUGUCACCACUAUCUCGUGUCAUGGUUUUCUCGUUUGUCUGUAGGUCAAUUUGAGAAGCUGGUUGACGUCGUCGGGGGCUUCGUGACGUACCGGUUGAGCCGUCAACAUGGCCGGAGGCGGAGACAGUCGUCCAGGAACGAAAAUACUCUGAUUCCCAGCUUCUCCAGCGCUACCGGAAACACUCCUGCAGAACUCCACGCUGCCAUCAAUGGCAGAACCCCCCCCAAAGUUGGAAAGGACAAGAAGGAGAAACCGGUCGUCUAUGAGGAAGACUGGCAGAUUCGGGCCGCUGCUCGGGUGAUGUCUCUACUGUUCACGGCGAACAAUGCAAGCGCCUCACGGAGACCACCCGAUAACCCGGCGGAAAGUACUCAUCAUCAUCAUCCCAAUAAUAACAACAACAACAACAAUAAUAAAGAAGCAGCUCGUUAUGGCCAUGUUGUCCCCAUCAGCACAUUUUACAACACGUUGCUGGACUACUCGGAUCUGGUGGCUGAUUUUGAAGCGUGGGAAACCAAGACCUCCAAGUUCUGCUUUUGCCAGUACCCGUUCCUUCUCAGCAUUUGGGCCAAGAUUCAUGUCCUGGAGCACGAUGCUCGCCGGCAGAUGGAGGUCAAGGCCCGAGAGGCUUUCUUCAAAAGCAUUCUCAACCGCAAGGCGAUCAGCCAGUAUCUAGUGCUGAAGGUUCGACGGGACUGCCUAGUGGAAGACAGCCUGCAGAACGUUAGCGAGGUUGUCGGGUCUGGCCAAGAGGAUAUCAAAAAGGGCCUCCGUAUUGAGUUUAUCGGUGAAGAAGGUGUGGACGCGGGAGGCCUGCGCAAAGAAUGGUUUCUCCUCCUGGUCAGAGAAGUGUUUGACCCUCAUCACGGCCUUUUCCUCUAUGACGAAGACUCUCGGUACUGCUACUUCAAUCCUUUUUGUUUCGAAAAUUCAGAGCAGUUCUUCCUGGUAGGUGUCCUGCUGGGGUUAGCUAUCUACAACUCCACCAUUCUGGACGUGGCGUUACCGCCCUUUGCGUUCAAGAAGCUUUUGGCGGCGGCACCGCCGUCUAAUAGCGGAGUGCAAACAUCAACGGCGCGCCCAGCCUUCAAGAGCAGUCUGGACGACCUGGCGGAGUAUCGACCCGCCCUGGCCAAGGGCCUCCGCGGACUGCUAGAGUUUGAAGGAGACGUCUCGGAGACGUUCUGCUACGACUUUGUGGCGCAGGUUGAUCGCUACGGCGAGCGGGUCAAGGUACCUCUUUGUGCUGGCGGCGAGAAACGGCCCGUCACCAACGCCAACCGACGCGAGUUUGUCGACCUCUACGUACAUUAUCUACUGGACACGGCGGUGACGCGGCAAUUCGAGCCGUUUAAGCGCGGGUUCUUCACAGUGUGUGGCGGCAACGCGCUGUCGCUCUUCCGGCCCGAGGAGAUCGAGCUUCUGGUGCGCGGCUCGGACGAGCCUCUGGAUGUGACCUCGCUGCGGGCUGUCGCUACGUACGACAAUUGGGGCAGCAAUGCUCGGCCGGAGUCGCAAUCGGUGGUCCAGUGGUUCUGGGCGUUUUUCGGCGAGGCGAGCCCGGCGGCGCAGCGCAAGAUUCUCUCGUUCAUCACGGGUAGCGACCGGAUCCCCGCGAUGGGGGCGACCAGUCUCGUGAUCAAGCUUGCAUGUCUUGGGGAGGACUCGCCGCGAUAUCCGACGGCGCGGACGUGCUUCAACACACUGGGCCUGUACCGCUACGGGAGCCGGGAGAAGCUGGAGCGGAUGCUAUGGGGGGCAGUGGUGAACAGCGAGGGAUUCGGGUUGAAGUAAUAUUAAUAACCUCUCUCUCUUUCUCUCUCUCUUUCUAUUUUAUCUCAUCGUAGGCUAUGUAGAGUGUAAACCAGUGUCUCUCGCCUGUAAUUUUCUUGAGCAAGAUGAAGCCAACAUUGAAUAGUACCUAGUUACUUAGGUAGUAACCAAGUGAUCUCUGUGCGGGGUGUCUGUGUCCCCCGCUUAUCAAGCGGUCAGGAUCGUCGGAUGGCACGCAUGGCGAGUGGACUCGUCGUAUGGAAAGCUGCAGGGUCGAGGGUGAGCACCGGUCAUAAGACCGCAAUGAGUUUCUGCGUGGUUUUAGUAGGUUAGUUGGCUGUCUCUUGAA